Molecule: messenger RNA, 1062 nt
Organism: Durusdinium trenchii
Lineage: Eukaryota; Dinophyceae; Suessiales; Symbiodiniaceae
Source: the annotation of a GenBank genome assembly
AUGCGCGUUUUCCUGCGCACGCGGGGCAUUCCGGACAACAUGAAACAGUGCCAGAUUACCCCGAAGAUGGUGAAAGACAUGGCAGCGCAACUUGGAAUUCGUGCCAACCCAGACCUUUACUGGUAUUCCUUGUUCGCGCUUCGCUACUCGUUGGCUCCCGAAUGGGAGGUCAUCGUGAAGCAGGAUACCCGUUUUUACGUCCACCUGCCCUCAGAUCGCAUGCAGAUUGUGCAUCCGAUGAUCAGGCGCUUUCGUGAACACCUUGAGGACGAUUUUGUGGCUGACAUCCCUUCGCGUCGUCUGCACGUGGCAAAAAGCAUUGGCCUUCUCCUAUUCCUGGCUGUAGAUACCUUACAGCGUCAGAGGUCAGAUCGGAAUGGUUCCAGAAGUGGAGACACAUGGCUCUUCUUCCAUGCCGAUACCUUUGAGGCUGCGCUUUUGCAAGCCCCAGAGAAGCAUUGGUUUUUGAAGCGUUUGAAACCACCGCGGCUGGCACCAACUGCGGAAGGAUACUACUACAACUUCCGAAAUGACGUGAUUGCAGAUGACCCGUCGCAUAUUAUGUCCAAAGCCCAUGAGCAAAAAGCCAUCGCGCUACUGCAGAAGAAUAUUCGAGGUGCCAUCACACGCAAGCGCAUUCAGAAGGAGCUGAAGGCUGCAAAGGUUAUCCAAAAAAGCAAAAGGAUGUGGGACGUAAGGAAGGUGAAGACGGAGACCGCGAGAAACCUUCAGCUUCUCAAAGGCUGGUACAUGAGAUACCAAUCUGUGGAGAAGCACGAAAAGCUUCUCCAUCGGGUCACGCGAUUCCAAGCACAGUGGAGAGGCUACGUGGUGAGAUGCGAACACUACAAGACGAUGCUGGACAUCACUCGCUUCCAGGCGAAGUGGAAGGGAACCCUGACAAGGCGUCGUCACAAUGUCAUUGUGACUGCCGGUGUGACGAUUCAGCGCACCUACCGGGGUCGCCUCUAUGGACGCCGGCCGAUGAGAGAAAUGAGACAGGCCCGAUGUGAAAUGAGAGUCCGUUGGGGCCAUGGAGUCUACCCCUUGGAGCAGCCCUGA